Messenger RNA from Acanthochromis polyacanthus (spiny chromis), 5382 nucleotides. RefSeq names its product EH domain binding protein 1 (gene ehbp1). The record is from RefSeq and is a predicted model, not a curated record. Gene Ontology annotation, molecular function: protein binding. Lineage: Eukaryota; Metazoa; Chordata; Actinopteri; Pomacentridae.
UCCUUUUCCACGUCAGCUAACUUUACGGACUCCGAGGAGCAGAUCGGGUGAAACUAUCAGUAACUAUCGGACUAGUUUGCUGAGGGAAUCACCGCUAGGUGGUCGGAACGCUUCUGUUCACCUCAGCUGCGGGACAGGAGCGAAUAAAUGCCGUUCCUGAGCCUCGGGAGAAGCCGCUUACCUGUGGAGCAAAUGUCUGAAGACCAACGGUCUCCGCUAGCCGUCGACUAGCAUCGGCUAGCUAGCUGUGCGGCUGGAGCUUUAACGGUAAUUAGCUGGAAGCGGGGCUACGUAGGUUCCCGGGCGGCUAGUUAGUCUCAGACAGUCCGCUGGUUCUCCCAGAUAAAACCUCUUUACAGGACAGGUGUCAGGAGUUACCUUAAGGAAUAUCACCAGAUGGAAACCUAACAUUUACACCCAGUGGAUGAUGCCUUUCUGAAAUUAUGGGGUGCUUUUCUUCAGACCUGGACUUCUGCUGCAGAUAUUUCUUCUCCUUACAUGUGGAUUUAUUUUAAACAUCUGAAUGUGUUUUUUUCUUUUUUAAUUGUUCUGGUUCCUGUUAAACAUUCACUAUGCGUCCAUGUGGGUUGGAUAUGCUCACAUUCAUAUAAGGUUUAUUGUGAAUCUGUGAGAGGGAACCCAGAGAAGGAGGUCCAGGACGGGAUAGACCUCCAGAGGAACAUGGCCUCGGUGUGGAAGAGACUGCAGCGUGUGGGGAAGCAUGCCUCCAAAUUCCAGUUCGUGGCAUCCUACCAGGAGCUGAUGGUGGAGUGCACCAAGAAAUGGCAACCAGACAAACUGGUGGUGGUUUGGACUCGCAGAAGUCGGAGGAAAUCCUCUAAGUCCCACAGCUGGCAGCCUGGCAUCAAAAACCCGUACAGAGGAGUGGUGGUGUGGCCCGUUCCAGAGAACAUAGAGAUCACCGUCACCCUGUUUAAGGACCCCCAUGCAGAGGAGUUUGAGGACAAAGAGUGGACGUUUGUCAUUGAGAAUGAGUCUCCAUCAGGUCGGAGGAAGGCCUUGGCCACCAGCAGCAUCAACAUGAAGCAGUAUGCCAGCCCCAUGCCCACACAGACCGACGUCAAGCUCAAGUUUAAGCCGCUGUCCAAGAAGGUGGUGUCGGCCACGCUGCAGUUCUCGCUCUCCUGCAUCUUCCUCCGUGAGGGAAAGGCCACGGAUGAGGACAUGCAGAGCCUGGCCAGUCUGAUGAGCAUGAAGCAGGCCGACAUCGGAAACCUGGACGACUUUGAGGAGGAGAACGAGGAGGACGAGGAGAACCGGGUCAACCAGGAGGAGAAGGCUGCUAAGAUCACAGAGAUAGUAAACCAGCUGAAUGCCCUCAGCUGCUUACAUGGGGAUGAUGAUGAUGAUGAUGAAGGUGUUUCCAAGCGAGCUCGUAAAGCAUCAGCUAAGCCUGCUGCUUCCUCCCAAGAACUGAUCAACAAGCUGAACUUCCUGGAAGACGAGGAUCAGGAAACACUUCGCAUGAGCAACAAUCCCUUUGAUGACCCCGAAGACGACCUUCAUCCAAACCACCUCAACCCAUUCGGUGAUCCAGAUGAAGACGAACCUCCAGUCCAGCCGGCCUUAAUGCAGCAGGUUGAUGAUGAUUCCUUCUAUGACCACGACUCCUCCAACCCAUUCAAUGAGCCGGACCAACCGGAGACCGACGCUCCUCCAGGGAACCCGUUUGAUGAACCGGAGCAGGACUCCCCGCCGGACCCAGAACCUCCCAAGCCCAGACAGAGGAAAGGAGUUCGACCCGUUGACAUGAGCAAAUACCUGUACGCCGACACGUCUCACACCGAGGAGGAGGAGCUGGACGAAUCCAAUCCGUUCUAUGAGCCCAGAGCUUCCGGUCCUGGACCUGCUGGUGGAUCUUCUGUAGAUGUGGGCAGCAGCCAGAAGAGGAGAGCUCCUCCACCUCCAGGCCCCAGCCCCAGCCCUCCACCCCACAGGCCCAGCUCCGGUCCAGACAGGGAGAAGGUCCAGCCGAUGGGGUCCGGUCCGGUGGCAGCAGUGAUGGUCAGAGAGCUGGCCUCCUCUUCCCCCAAGCCCAGCCCCGUGCCCAGCCCUGUUCUGGGAGGGAAGCCCAACGCCAGCCAGUCCCUGCUGGCCUGGUGCCGCGAGGUCACCAAGAACUACCGCGGCGUGAAGAUCACCAACUUCACCACGUCCUGGAGGAACGGGCUGGCCUUCUGCGCCCUGCUGCACCACUUCAGACCCGACAUAAUAGACUACAAGUCGCUCAAUCCUCAGGAUAUUAAAGAAAACAACAAAAAGGCCUAUGAUGGUUUUGCCAGUCUGGGCAUCUCUCGCCUCCUGGAGCCCUCCGACAUGGUGCUGCUGGCCAUCCCUGACAAACUGACGGUGAUGACCUACCUGUACCAGAUCCGGGCCCACUUCUCCGGCGAGGAGCUCAACGUGGUGCAGAUCGAGGCCAACAGCAGCCGUAGCACCUACAAGGUGGGCGACUUUGAAACCGACACCAACGCCUCCAUCGGCCAGGACAAGUUCUACGCUGAGCUGAACGACGUGCAGCAGCGCCAGGCUAACGCUCAGCCCUCUGCGUCCGAAUCUAACGGCGCCGAAGCAGCCGAUGGGGAGGCGACGGAGUCCAGCUGGACGGCCGAAGUAGGAGCAGUUUCAUCUGGUCUGCCGGCAGCAGGACAUUCUCCAUCACCUCCUGUCCCCUCUCCACGCUCAGUAUUAGCUUCCUCAGCAACAAACUCCACCCACAUGGCUCCACCGGGCCCUGAGGACCGGGGGCCUCUACUCAAAGCCAACACUUUGGACCUCAGCGAGCUACCACAGAGGAUGGAGAAAGAGGAGGUGGGAGAGGACAGAGUGGAGGGAGAACCAGCAUCUCCCAACAGGAGAGGAGCCUCCUCGUCUUCUUCACCUCCUCACCAGAAACUGGGCUUCUCCUACAACAGAGACGCUGAUCUGAUCAAGAAGAAGAGGGCGAGCCUCCGUCACUCCGAGUCUGAACCCUCCUCAGAAACCAGCUCUGCUCCGGUCAACAACACAGAGAUCCCCAUCAAACAGGAACCCAUACCUGCUCCUGUGUCCAGUCCUCCAGCUGAGAAGAAGGUUCUUUCCCGUCAGGAGGAGCUGAAGGAGAGAGCCAGACUCCUCCUGGAACAAGCCCGCAGAGAUGCCGCCAUGAAGGCCGGAAACAAGAACGUUCCCAACGCUUCAUCCACCGCUCCGAACAGAUCUGCAGGCGUCUGCGAUGAGCGGGAUGCAGAGCGGCGGAGGCAGCUCAGAGAACGAGCUCGCCAGCUGAUCGCUGAGGCUCGAUCCGGAGUCAAGAUGUCCGACAUGAGUCUUCUGGACGCAUCGAGCUCCGAGAGAGGAAAAGGCAGCAAAUCUGGUCCUGGAGAUGUUCUGGACAGAGUGAGAAUCCAUCCUGAGGUUGAUGGUGUUGAUGGUGGAAGGGGUGAGGAUGAGGAAGAAGGGAGGGCUGAGGAAGAUCAGUUCCACUUUGAUGAUGAUGAUGAUGAUGAUGCUCCUCCAUCUGCUCUGGUUACUAACCCCCUGGAGGUUCUUCCAACCACCUCCAGCUCCCAGGGACCCGUGGAGCUUACUAACCCCGGCUCUGAGCUAACCUCUCUGGGUCCAAACAGUAAGCAUGUAGACCUGAAGCUGAAGAAACUGGUGGAGGUCAGCCCAAGAGGAGUCACCUCCCCUUCAUCCCCGUCCUCCACCUCCUCCUCUUCCUCACCCACUGCCUCCUCCACCUCCCCACUCAGCCCAGCAGAAGGACUGGAGAAUAACGCUGAGGAGCUGCGAGCAGAACGACUGCGUAGAGCCACAGAGAGGCUGAGGAGUCCCGUCGUCUUCACCAAGGAUUCUGCCGUCAGGAAAACUCAGCUCAAGUCCUUCAGUCAGUACGUGGAGACCAGACCAGAGGUGAAAAGACAGAAGUCCAUCCCUGAAGACCUGAAGAAGGCUGAGGAGGACAGAGGUUCACCCACAGAGAUCGACCUUCGCAGACCGUUUGAAGAGGAGAAGGCGUUCAAAGACACCAGUCAGUAUGUGGUUGGGGAGCUGUCGGCUCUGGAGAGCGAGCAGAGGCACAUCGACGCCCGAGCAGCUCGCGUGGAGAAGAGGCUGCGCUAUCUCAUGGACACAGGCAACAACAAGGAGGAGGAGGAGGCCAUGAUGCAGGAGUGGUUCAUGCUGGUGAACAAGAAGAACGCCCUGAUCAGGAGACAGAACCAGCUCUCUCUGCUGGAGAAAGAACACGAUCUAGAGAGACGCUUCGAGCUGCUGAACCGUGAGCUGAGAGCCAUGCUGGCCAUCGAGGACUGGCAGAAGACCGAAGCCCAGAAGAGACGAGAGCAGCUGCUGCUGGAUGAACUGGUCAUACUGGUGAACAAGAGGGACGCUCUGGUCAGAGACCUGGACGCUCAGGAGAAGCAGGCCGAGGAGGAGGACGAGCACCUGGAGAGGACGCUGGAGCAGAACAAAGGCAAGAUGGCCAAGAAGGAGGAGAAGUGUGUCCUGCAAUGAUUGUCAGAAAGAAACCAACAGAUGUAGCCGAUGAAAGAAAUGUACCACCACCAUUAUUAUUAUUAUUAUUAUUAUCAUUAUUAGACCUUUCUAUCAGCUCCUGGGUGGACUCCAGAUGUUUCGGUGACAUUAAACCUCAGAGACUCGACCUCUGCACCGACUUUCUACUAAAAUUCUGUCUUUCAUUUUCUUUUCCUGACGGAGAACGGUACUGAGUGGAACCGUCAGAGCCUGGAGCAGCCGGUCACAUAGAGAGGUACAGAACAAACCGGCUGCAGCGGCAGGAUCUGACUUUUAUUUCCACUGAAGACGAAGCGUUUGGACUUUAUAAAAGAAAAAAAAGAGUGAGAUCUGUGUCCUGGAGCUUCUUCAUUACUGGACUGUACCUUUGAAUUAUUUCUCUUUUUACUUGUAAAAUAUCUGUACUGGGGAACCGUUCAUAAAUCUCAUAACUUUCUAUCUUUUUGUUUUUUAAUUGUCUUGGCUUGAAAGCAGUUUACCAAAAGAAACCUGUUUAAAAAAUCUAAAACCUCUUGUUGUAAAUUUCAUCUCUGCUCUGAACAACAGCUUCCAAACCUGUUUUAGUUUUUUGUUGCAGUCAGAAACAACAGAUUUAUAUAUUAUUUAUUGCGUUUGGAAGUGAAUCUACAUCACAUUUCAUUCAGGAGCUUUUUUCCCUCAACAGAAAACAGCUUUUUUUUGGUUUCUAUUUAUUGUAUUCAGAAGAAGAGAAAUCUGCUUCCAUCUCAGAGCUCCACAUCUGGUGCAGCUGUUCUUCACGUGUGAACAUUUAUCUGAUUAUUUAUUCCAGUGUCAUAACCCAGUCUUCAGUAAUAAAGUCCUUCUGGUUUCAUACUCCACGGA